AAAGAAAAUAUGUAACCUUUUCAGAUUUAUUUGUCUCAAUGGUGCCUGAUGAGCUGCACACCUGCAACAAUUAUAUAUAUAAACCCCAUGCUGUAACAUCUUCAAUAAUUCAUUUCAUUCAUUCAUUGUAUUUUGUCGCCCGCUUGCUUAUAUUUUACAUGUUUUUUCUUUUCUCUUUCACAUCAAAUUAAUUUGUUAUAUAAUCUUCACCCUCAAAAAACCAUACCACAAGGAACCUUGAGAUAUGGAAGCCAAGCCAAUAACCAAACAAGCAAAUGAUGACGAGUAUUUGCGUGCGAAAUCCGAGAUUUGGUCGUACGUUUUCGGCUUCACCCCAAUGGCGGUCGUGAAAUGUGCCAUCGAGCUCCGAAUUGCCGACACUUUGGAAUCCCACGGCGGCUCCAUGACAAUCUCCGACCUAUCCGCCGCCCUCGGGUGCUCCCCUCCCAUUCUUGGCCGAAUCAUGCGAUACUUAGCCCAUCGAGGCUUUUUCAAGCAGACCCGAAAGCUCGACGACCCACCCGAAAAAAUUUACUAUGCCCAAACUGCCCUUUCGCGCAUGCUGAUGAAAGACUCGGACGACAGCAUGAUAGCCUUCGUCAUGUUCGAGAGCAGUCCCGUGAUGCUUGCCCCGUGGCACAAGCUGAGCGCGCGGGCCCGCGAGGAUGGUGUGGGCUCGGCUUUCGAGGCGGCGCACGUUGAGGACAUUUGGAGUUACGCGGCCAAGAAUCCCGAGCACAGCAAGCUGAUGGACGACGCCAUGUCGUCCCACGCCAGGGUGGCAGUGUCGGAGAUUGUGGAUCAAUACCCGGCGGCUUUCGAAGGCGUGCGCACGUUGGUGGACGUUGGGGGUGGUGAUGGGACGGCCCUUCGUACUCUGGUGAAGUUGUGUCCUUGGGUUCGUGGGAUUAACUUCGAUCUUCCGCACGUGGUGUCCGUGGCACCGCGGAGCGACGGUGUCGAUCAUGUCGAGGGCGACAUGUUCGAGAAGGUUCCGGAGGCCGAUGCGUGUUUUCUCAUGUGGGUGCUGCAUGAUUGGAGUGACGAUGAGUGCAUACAGAUACUGAAAAAUUGUCGGGAAGCUGUCCCGAAGGAUACUGGGAAAGUGAUGAUUGCCGAGGCAGUGAUCAAUGAAGGAGGAGAAAAGGAAGAAGACGAGCAUAUGUACGCGGACGUUCGUCUAGCGUUGGACAUGGUGAUGUUGGCCCACACGGAGAAAGGAUAUGAGAGGACUAUUAAAGAAUGGGAUCACGUAAUCAAAGCAGCUGGCUUCACAAAGUACACGGUGAGGCACAUUCAUGCCAUUGUGUCCGUGAUUGAGGCCUACCCAUGACUUGAUUUUACAAUUAUCAUGCCUUUUUAAUUUAUCAUCCUUUUCAAAUAAUAAGCUGUGUCAAAUUCGGUGCAUUCGAUUUGAUUCUGCACCAUUCGCCGAGUAUUUUGCAAUUUAAUCAACGCGCAAAUGCAUAGAUAAUUAUGACACGGGUGUAUGUUUGAUCUAAUAUUGCAGCCGCGUGAUUUGGUUUCACAAAGUGCUUUACUGCUUUAAUUCUCACUAGUGUUUAGCAUAGUUCUGAAAACCGGAACGGACCGGCCGGUUCGACCGGUUCAACCG
This is a messenger RNA of Striga asiatica, 1615 nucleotides long. The record is from the annotation of a GenBank genome assembly. NCBI's taxonomy places the organism in Eukaryota, Viridiplantae, Streptophyta, Magnoliopsida, Lamiales, Orobanchaceae.